AGACGGAAAUAGAGUAUGAGUUCGAGAGAACCAAAGAGAUUAAUGCGUUCAACAUCGACUUCGAACUAUGUCUAAGGUCAUCGACGGUAUCUCUUCGCGUCUAGCUUCUUCAGGUAACUAGGUUCGAUCUCGCAGGAAGCGACGCUCCCACAUACACGAACACAAACAAACAUCGAACGUAUACCUACGUUACAUACUAAUACUUCGGUAUAAACCACAUGAAGAAUCCUUUAUGGCCGAACAUUCGUCGAGUAGGGGUAAAGUGAGAGUUGGUAUAAAAGGGGAUUUCUUUCCUCUCCCUGGAUAGCACUCGAUUGUGUUCGGCUGCAAGUAUCUUCGUUCAUUUAAACGAUAUUCUUUGUGAAGCGCCAGUAUUCUUAUCCUUAAGUGUUCUUUUUCCAAACAUCGAUUCGGCGCAAUGAAACGCGUGAUACUAGCCGUGAUCUUGGGUUUAGCAGUAGCCCAAGAUCCAAAUUAUCGCAGUAAUUACCAGGACGAUGAUCGACAGAACGCUGCUACCGAUGGAAGACGAGGUACAACGACAACGCCUAUUCCUAUUUUACAUUGGAACAAACAACAAGAACACGAUGGAACCUACAAGACAAGUUACGAAACCGGGAAUAAUAUCAUUGCCGAAGAGAGCGGUUACAUCAAAACGGUUGGCGAAGGUGCGGAACAAGGUGAGGCAUUGGUACAACAGGGGAGUUAUUCCUACAUGAGUCCGGAGGGACAGUUGAUCACCAUUCAUUAUACCGCGGACGAGACGGGCUUUCACGCGUCCGGUGAUCAUAUUCCCACGCCACCACCAGUCAGUGAAGAGAUUCAGAAAGGCCUCGACCUCAUCUUUGCAGGCAUUCGACAACAGGAGGAAGCCGAAGCGCGAGAGGCCGCCUCGAAGAACCAACAACAACCACUGAGCCAACAAAUCGAUAGGAGGGACGAUUACGAUAAAAAGUUCCGACAAUAAGGAUCAAAUCUUCUCCUCCAACGCUCUGUAACCAGUUUCUUUUUCAUUCGUACUCACCCAAUCCAGACACACCGUUUCGUUUCUAGCGUGUUAUAUAGCAUGGCAUUUUUGCUAAGGCGUAGCGAUUAAGUCGUUAGAUCACCUAUUAAAACCCGUCCCUCUCAUCUCUAUCGAUAAUACACUCGAUUAUUACGUAUGUUUGUAGUAAGAAACGAAGCAUUGUUCCUUCGCUUUCGCUCGUUCCUAGCGUCACGCUUGAGAAAUGCAACGACGUUCUCCAAUUCCUAUUUUUAUGUUCUCAUUUCUUUUCAUUCAUUAUUUUAUCUAUAGAGAUUGAAGUGAUUUGCAUUAAAAAAAAAAAAGGAAAAAAAAAAGAGAGAAAAACAAAAAGAAGUUAUUCAAAACUGGUUACGUCAUUCCGUUCUAUGGAAGUAAAGGUAAGUGUUAAGGUCAAUGGACGAUGAACGUGAAACAGAAACACGUUGUUCCGUUGAAUGACUAUGAAUUAAAGGUAUAUAGUUCAUUACGGAAUAAAGCAUCUUUAUUAUUAGCUUUAAGCAUAUACUUCUCUCUUUGUCUCGUGAAUAAUAAUAAGAGAGAAAAAUAAAGAGAGAAAGAAAGAGAGAGAGAGAGAGAGAGAGAGAGAGAGAGAGAGAGAAAUAACAAAAAGAAUACUUUUUCGUCGAUAGUAUUUUACGAGGUAGUGCGUUAACGUCGUCGAAGCUAUUAUUAAUAUUAUUAUUAAUAACUGAUAUAAGUUAAGUAAAUUAAUUUAUUAAGAACCUAGAGAACUUAAUUACGACGUGUCAACUAUCGUUAUUUCCACUUGGGAGAUCUUUCGUAUUCGCGAAGUCAAAAAUGAAUCUAAAUAUGGUCUAAUACUUGAAGAAAAAAUAAAAAAAAAAAAAAAAAAAAA
Molecule: messenger RNA, 1883 nt
Organism: Vespula pensylvanica (western yellowjacket)
Lineage: Eukaryota; Metazoa; Arthropoda; Insecta; Hymenoptera; Vespidae
Gene: Cpr49Ah
Product: endocuticle structural glycoprotein SgAbd-8
Exons: 4
Coding region: 419-967 (182 amino acids)
Cellular component (GO): chitin-based extracellular matrix
Molecular function (GO): structural constituent of chitin-based larval cuticle
Source: RefSeq, a predicted model, not a curated record